Messenger RNA from Lithohypha guttulata, 861 nucleotides. RefSeq lists its product as uncharacterized. Gene Ontology annotation, cellular component: cytoskeleton. NCBI's taxonomy places the organism in Eukaryota, Fungi, Ascomycota, Eurotiomycetes, Chaetothyriales, Trichomeriaceae. Gene Ontology annotation, molecular function: actin filament binding. The transcript has 3 exons. The record is from RefSeq and is a predicted model, not a curated record. The coding region runs from base 1 to 861 and encodes 286 amino acids.
AUGACACCUGCUCUCGACGUUUAUGAUGAUUCCCACGCCGAAAACGCAAAAUUAGGGGCCUUAGGCAAGACGAAGUCAGGCAAGAAGCUCAAGAUUCGUACAUAUCCACAGUUCAAGUCCCUCGAGGACGAACGAGUGUACCGAAAGCAACACUUGGCUGCGGCUUUCCGCGUGUUCGCAGAUAGAGGAUUCGACGAGGGUGUGGCAGGGCACAUCUCAGUUCGAGAUCCGAUCUUAACAGACCAUUUCUGGCUAAACCCUCUGUCUAUGCAUUUCUCUCAGAUCAAGGUAUCGGAUUUGAUUCUUGUGGACGAGGAAGGCACUGUUGUUGAGGGAGACGAACCAAUUAAUGCUGCAGCAUUUGCGAUCCACUCAGAAAUUCACAAGGCGCGUCCAGAUGUACAUGCAGCUUGCCAUGCCCAUUCUGUACACGGUAAAGCCUUUAGUGUGUUUGGUCGCGAGCUCGACAUGAUGACCCAAGAUUCGUUGCGUUUCUACAAAUCUCAUGCGGUAUACGACAACUUUGGUGGCGUGGUACUCGAUAGAGAGGAGGGUAGAAGAAUAGCAAAAGCGCUGGGGAAUGGAAAAGCUGUCAUCCUCCAAAACCACGGCUUGCUCACGUGUGCCGACUCAGUCGAUGCGGCAGCAUUCUGGUUCAUCAGUCUUGACAAGACAUGCCACGCACAGCUUCUGGUUGACGCAGCAUCUAACGAUAAGCCUGGCUAUCGAAAGAUUUUGAUCGAUGAAGAAGAAGCUGCAUUCUCGUAUCAGCAGGUGGGAACAAAUGAGAAGGGUUGGUUGGCCUUCCAGCCAUACUACGAUGAACAGCUAGCAAAGACAGCUGGGGCGUUCUUGGGUUGA